Molecule: messenger RNA, 1093 nt
Organism: Lates calcarifer (barramundi perch)
Lineage: Eukaryota; Metazoa; Chordata; Actinopteri; Centropomidae
Product: microfibril-associated glycoprotein 4
Exons: 5
Coding region: 222-950 (242 amino acids)
Biological process (GO): elastic fiber assembly
Source: RefSeq, a predicted model, not a curated record
CAAUGGUAUUAGGGGUUACACAACACCAAGAAAAUCAACAAGGCCUUAAAGUGUAUAGGCGUUAGCACACAGACUAGAUUCCUGAUUAUUUCCUUGAUGUUUUGCUUUCUCUGUAAAUUUGCCAUACAGGAGAUUAAUUACGGGAGCUGUCAAUGAUGAUGCCAAACUGCCAGAGGAUACCCUUCCACGGAUCACCAUGAAAUUACUACAUUAGAGCAAUAAUGGGUUCUCUUGUAUUACUCCUUCUGAUCCCAGCAGCAGUCUGCUCUCCAGUGUUUCUUCCAGUUGACUGCAAUGACUUGUACAGCAGAGGUUUUGGUCAUAGUGGGGUGUACAGCAUUUACCCAGCGGGACCACUCUCCCCUAUUCAAGUCUACUGUGACAUGGGCUGUGAGGAUGAACCUGAUGGUGGUAAAUGGACGGUCCUCCAGAGAAGGAAGGACGGCACCAUUAACUUCUACCGUGGAUGGGAUCAGUACAAAGCUGGAUUUGGACAAGCAUCUGGAGAAUACUGGCUGGGUCUGGAGAACAUUCACCUCCUCGCACAAAGGAAGAGCUAUGAACUGAGGAUAGAAAUGGAAGACUUUGAAGGGGCAAAGGCUUAUGUCCAUUAUUCCUCAUUUGGUGUGGGUCCAGAGCAGGAGGGCUAUAAGCUUAGUUUUGCUGGCUUCAAAGAUGGAGGUGCUGGAAAUUCACUAAGUGAACAUAAUGGUCAGAAAUUUUCUACAUUUGACAAAGAUCAGGACACUCAUGCUUCCAACUGUGCUAAGACCUACCUGGGAGGAUGGUGGUAUGGAGAAUGUCACAGUGUUAAUCCCAAUGGUCUUUACUUAUGGGGCAGCUCAACCUAUGGGAUUGGAAUCAACUGGGUGUCUUGGAAAGGAUAUGAAUAUUCUCUGAAAGCCAUUGCAAUGAAGAUAAGACCCAAAAAUAGUGACGUGAAUAAGUAAAUCAUUACUUUUAUGGUUUCACUGUGUUUAAACGUCAUCAUGCGCAGAAUGGUGGGUACUAUUAUACCUUACUUAAUUCAUUUUGUGGUAACAUAACAACACAUAUUCUUUGUUAGAAUCAUUACAGCACAGUGAAACAUUUA